Polypterus senegalus (gray bichir) is the source of this 2920-nucleotide messenger RNA. It is a transcript of the gene tmem179bb, whose product is annotated as transmembrane protein 179Bb. Lineage: Eukaryota; Metazoa; Chordata; Cladistia; Polypteriformes; Polypteridae. The transcript has 5 exons. The record is from RefSeq and is a predicted model, not a curated record. Bases 100 to 765 code for a protein of 221 amino acids.
CCCUUGGCGGUCAGUGACAGGUGUCUUUCCGCUCGAGCUGCAAGUCCAAACUUCUGGCCUUCUCCGCGCCAGCUGCCACUCUCCUCGUUUCCGGGUAACAUGGCACUGCCGUGGUGGUUUGUAGCUGAACUGCUCUUGUACACUGUGACUUUCGUCUGCGGGAUAAUUACGGCUUCCUCUGUCACUAUAACACAGGGGCAUUUUAAUGGUCGAUGUAUGCUGUAUGGUAGUGUGAAGUUCAAUAGUACCAGCGAGGAGUUCACCGUUGAGAGCUCUCAAAAUGUGUCCUUGUGCUACUUUGUCUCUGCCAUCUCCAUCUUCAUUGCCAUCUACUGCUUCUCCAUAGUACUGUACUGGAUUUAUAGCAGCUGCAUGGAUGAAGUCAAACGAGGAAAGAGAUGGUUGAUGAUAUCUCUGGUGAUUGGAGCUGCAGCCCUGUUCUUUCUCCUCAUCUCAGGGUGUGUCCUAAAUGUAGGACUCAAAACAUUAUGUGACAGUGUGUUGAAAGAUCCCAAAUUAAAGAGCUGUCAAGAGGCAGAAGCCAAGAAAUGGAGUAAUCCUUAUCAAGGAUCACAGUUCUAUACAAGUCUUCAUAAUGCAGAGGUGGCAGCAUGGGUGAACUUCUUCCUUUGGGUGACUACAAUGGUUCUACUGGUAAUUCAGAAAAAGAAAGGCUCUGAAUUUACACCUUUGUCUGCUUCUGACCCAGAAUGGAGUACAUCUGAAACAGACCCCAUUUUUCACCGUUCUACAAGGUCUAAGUGAGACAAAAUAGAGGCCAGCUUCUUACUUUUAAAGUUUACUUAGUUGAGUCAAAGGUGGCCUUUGGCUUCAAGGAAGAUUGCAUUACACAGACUGAUUAACUGGUUCUUGGUUCUGUCAUUUUUUUCUAAAUUGCUUCACUCUAUUGCCACAUUUCUGUCUUUUGUUUCUUUUGCCUAAAAUGGUGUUUCUUAUCUUCAGCUGUUUUGGAGCAGAUAAAACGAUUACAGUUUGGUAAGUGAGUUCUUUCCUUCUGUGUUUUCUCCAUUGGCUGUUAAACAGCUGUCAUUUUUUUUCUUUCUCCAAACAAGAUUCCAGAAAAAUGCAACAGAUACCAAGUUGCCAAUUUUCCCCAUAGAAUGGGUAGAGUAAGAAUACAACUGCCAACUUGAUUUACAGAAUAGUUGGAGGUAGAAUGCAGCCACACAUCUGACCUAGAAAUUACAUUUUUUUCUGCAUGAAAAUAACAUUUUUGAAUAACUAUAGUGCCUUAAAAACAGAAGUGCCAAGAAACUGUGCCUAUAAAAUAUGCCAUGUAAUGUUUGGGCUGCCUCAUUCAGUACAAUGAUAAAAAAUUAGAUUUUGUGGAUAUUAAAAACAUUUUAGUUAAAUGGUAGCUUCAGCUUGUUGCAUCAUCUCUUAAUAUUUAGAGCUGCGUGUUUAAGUAAACUUGGCCUGCACCAUGGAGCUUCUUCUGCAGCAAAGCCAACACUCGGCUCCUACUAAUGAAGAUGAGUUUUGUCUCAUACUGCUAAAUCAGUAGAACAAGCAAUACUCACUGAAUUGUGCCUACUUACUUGGUAGGCAUUUGUUACUACUUGUUAAGAAGAGUUGCCUUAAAAAAUAAACAGUCUCAGUUUAAACAUAGUGAGUAUGUUUUAUGCAUUGGUCACAAGAACACAAACAUGAAGUGUGUAGUUUUUCUGUUUGCAUGAUUAUAAAUUGGAAGGGUUUUGAAAGAUUUUUUUAUUAUGUAUUCAGUAUAAUUUUGCCACAAAGUGUCAACAAUAGCAACUUCAGUUAGUUAUCUGAAUGUUACAUAUCCUGCAGUUCUGUUGCCUGUAAACUGUCUGGAACAUAUGCUGACAAACAGCAUGGAAGUAUCUGUAGCCCAUUUUUUUAAACAUCUUCGCUUUGCUGUGAUCACUGGGUGCUUUUAAAUAUUAGCCACAGAUCCUUACGUCUCUUUGACACUGCGUGCCGAUGUUUUAUGGGUGGAUGACUUAGUGAGCUGAGCUGCCUUUUUGGUUUAUAAAGUCCUUCAUGCUAGAAGGAUCAUGAACCUCACGUGUGAAAAGGAUCACCUCUCGUCUUCACGGAGUCAAGUAUUUGACAUUCACACUGAGUAUCAUCAAUUCCCGAAAACUAUGCCUUUUUUGUUUGUUAGUGCAAUAUUAAUAUUAUUUAUGUAUUUUUAUUUUCUGGUAUAGAGCAACAUGCAGGCAAAACCUAAAGCCUUUGGCAAAAACUUUAUUAAAAUCCUUGGCGUUAAUUGUCUUUAUAGUGCUUUUUUAUGUAUUUGUUAUGAUGCACUUCUGUAAACUAAUUUCACUUUAGCUACUUCUUUAGCAGGUGGUAUGGAAUGUCAUUGUGCAAUCUUUGCCAUGCCAACAAUUCUCAUUUCAAGGUCUUCUUAUGGGUGGGUGUGUGAUAUGGACAUCUAGAAAGGAAGCUACAAUGUCCUAUGUUUCCAUUUCAGAAACAGUCACCACUUCGAGGUGCAGGUAGAAACAUCAAGGCCAUCUGCUUUGGCUGCUGUAAAGAAUAAGCAAAAAAAAAAAACAGUUUAUAAGACUUGAAAAAUAUGAUUCAAGGAAAAUGAGUGAUUUACUUUUGUGUUUGUGGAGAUGAGCCAUGGAAGUGAAAAUCACCCAAAUGUUCCUUUUUUGUAUUAUUGUGAACAGUAUGCCAAUUUUUCUCGUGUAUGUUUUUAAUAUUACAGAUGUAUAAUAACUGAUAUGAAACUAAAUUUAUAUACCAAUAUAUUGUAAAACAAAUAAAACCCUCUAAAUGUUAUGUCUAGUGAAUAGCAUAGUUGUCUGUCACACCUACAAACCUGGUGUGUCAUGUCCAUAGCUGUAGUAUUGCCUAAUAAUUACCUUGUCUUUUUUGAGAUUUGCCUGUCAUUAAAUUAAAUUAGAUCAUUCUAUUUAUUUAA